AUGAGAUUCAGAUUACACAAUAUUGGCAUUGUAGCGGAUAUAGAAAAGGCAUUUCUCCAUGUGGAGUUACAGAAACCUGAAAGGGAUGUUACCCGCUUUUUAUGGUUAAAGGAUUGUGAAAAGCCUAUGGUUAAUGAAAAUUGCAUACAAGAAUAUAGGUUUUGUCGGGUUCCCUUUGGAAUUAUUUCCAGUCCAUUUUUACUUGGAGCUACUAUUGAAAGUCAUUUGGACAAAUACAAUUCAAAAUUGGCAAAUCAGUUAAAAGAAGAUAUUUACAUGGACAAUGUGAUAACAAGAGUACAAACGAAAUUUGAAGCAGUUGAAUUGUAUAAAAGAGCGAAAUCAAUUUUCGGUGAAAUGAAUAUGAACCUACGCGAGUGGAUGACUAACAAUAAGGAGCUUCGCAUGACAAUUCAGGAAGAAGAUAGAUCAAAUGGUAAUGCUGUUAAAGUGUUGGGCCAUUGGUGGAAUGUAAAGGAUGAUACUCUAUCAUUAAAAGGGGAAAAGUCAAUUAAGGAAGAGGUCAAAAUUACAAAAAGAAACUUUUUGAAACAGAUUGCAUCAGUGUAUGAUCCGUUAGGAAUGUGUUCUCCUGUAACAUUGCUUGGUAAAUUAUUGCUCCAACGAGUUUGGUGCAAAGGUUAUGAAUGGGAUGAUUUGUUAGAUAAAGAAGAUUCAGAUGACUGGCUGGAAAUCAGGCGUGACUUAGAGCAUGAAAAUGUAAGAAUACAAAGAAAUCUUACCAUAGCAGAUGACAUAGAAGGUGUAAAAUAUUCACUAGUUUGCUUCAGUGAUGCCUCAAGUAAAGCAUAUUCAGCACUUAUCUAUCUGAUACAACUUAAAGACAAAAUGUUUAAGUGUGACUUGAUGUUUUCUUAA
This is a messenger RNA of Ruditapes philippinarum (Manila clam), 879 nucleotides long. RefSeq lists its product as uncharacterized. The coding region runs from base 1 to 879 and encodes 292 amino acids. The transcript has a single exon. NCBI's taxonomy places the organism in Eukaryota, Metazoa, Mollusca, Bivalvia, Venerida, Veneridae. The record is from RefSeq and is a predicted model, not a curated record.